Fusarium coffeatum is the source of this 324-nucleotide messenger RNA. RefSeq lists its product as uncharacterized. The transcript has a single exon. Gene Ontology annotation, cellular component: membrane. Gene Ontology annotation, molecular function: transmembrane transporter activity. The record is from RefSeq and is a predicted model, not a curated record. Lineage: Eukaryota; Fungi; Ascomycota; Sordariomycetes; Hypocreales; Nectriaceae. The coding region runs from base 1 to 324 and encodes 107 amino acids.
AUGGCUCAGAACAAACGUGACGAAAAGGCCGACAUCAACAGAGAUGCCGAGCCUCACAUCUUCCAAGAUGAGCACCCAGAGAAGCCCAUCCCCACCUACGAAAAGACGGAUUACUCUGGUGCCCAUGAGAAGACAGAUCCCAAGGAAAUCGCACUUGUCAAGAAGCUUGAUCGAUGGAUGAUGCCUAUGCUUUGGAGCAUGUACUGGCUCAACUAUCUUGAUCGUAAUGCCAUUGCUCUUGCACGAUUGAACGAUCUUGAAGAGGAUCUUAACCUUCAGGGAACUGGCAAGUUGCCCAAUGAUCGGGAUGGUGUUGUUUGCUAA